Molecule: messenger RNA, 1983 nt
Organism: Solea senegalensis (Senegalese sole)
Lineage: Eukaryota; Metazoa; Chordata; Actinopteri; Pleuronectiformes; Soleidae
Gene: eepd1
Product: endonuclease/exonuclease/phosphatase family domain containing 1
Exons: 7
Coding region: 104-1780 (558 amino acids)
Biological process (GO): DNA repair
Cellular component (GO): plasma membrane
Molecular function (GO): DNA binding
Source: RefSeq, a predicted model, not a curated record
GCCUGUCCUCUCUCUCCCUCUCCCUCUCUCUCUCUCUGUCUCUGUCUCUUCCGUGCUGCUCCGUCCUCCUUCCCGGUUUGAGCCCCGGUGACGCGCCGCAGUCAUGGGUGGCAGUCUCGGAUGCCACCGCUCUAUCCCCAAAGACCCCACGGACUUCGGCUGCGGGAAGCGCAAAUUCAGCGCCGCGUGCAACUUCAGCCACAUCCUGGUGAACCAGGAGCGACUCAACAUCAACACCGCCACCGAGGAGGAGCUCAUGACUCUGCCGGGAGUCAACCGCACUGUCGCGCAGAACAUCGUGGAGUACCGGGACUGUAUCGGCGGCUAUAAGAAGGUUGAGGACCUGGCUCUGGUGAGCGGCAUCGGCGCCACCAAACUGGAGGCGAUCAAGCUGGAGAUCUGCGUCUCCAGCAGGACCAGCUCGUCUCAGCACUCGCCGUCCUCCCUGCGCAAAGACCCGGACCACCAAGGCUGCGGCACCGGCAUCAACAUCAACAGCGCCACCGCGGCGCAGCUCAUGAGCAUCCGCGGCGUCACGGAGAAGAUCGCCAAGAACGUCGUGGCGUACCGCGUGGAGAACGGCCCGUUCAAGAGCAUCGAGGACCUGGUGAGGGUCAACCACAUCAACAGCUCCCUGCUGGACAAGAUCCGCUUCCAGGUGUUCGUGGAGCGGUCCAGAGCGCCGUCCACCAACACCAACGGAGGACUCACCUGCACCACCAAGUCCCACCCGAGCCCCACUUCGUUCAGCUACAGGAGCGACGACCUGGACCUUCCGCCCGGGGGACCGACCCAGAUCAUGUCUGUGCGGCCCAGCGUGGAGCCUCCGCCCGGGCUGCGGGACGGGAAGCCCGUGGUGCGCAUGGCGACCUGGAGCCUGCAGAGCUGCUCCUGUGACAAGGCCAACAAUCCCGGGGUCAAAGAGGUCCUGUGCAUGACCCUGCUGGAGAACGACAUCAAGUUACUGGCAGUGCAGGACCUUUUGGAGCGGGAGGCUCUGGAUAAGUUCUGCGUGGAGUUAAACCAAGGAACACUGGCCAGCGUACGGAAGUGGAAAUGGCCUCGAGGGACGUGGAAAAGUGUUGUGUCCGAAAAACCCACGGGACACUCAAGCAAGGGAGUAAGCUACUCUGGUUUUUUGUGGGACAGCUCGGCUGGCGUCGACCUGAAGGACACCACAGUGCUGGAAGCGCCUGUUGUCAACGGCAACGGCAGUCAGGCCUACCCUGUCCUCUACCUGGCUCACUUUUUGGUUGGUUCAUAUGAGCUGACCAUGGUGAACGUGCACAUGAAGGCCACAGCAUUGUCAUCAGCAGAGUCGAAUGGCAAAAACCACAACACAGAUGAGGUCAAGUGUCAGCGACUCUCGCCAAGUAUCCAGGAGACACUCAAAGCUGAGAAGGAGUUGGUGGUGCUGGGAGACUUCGGCUGCCCGCCUCAGAGCUCAGAGCUGGACGUCCUGAGGAAGGAGAAACUCUGUGCCCUCGUACCAUCCACGCAGUUCACCAACAUCAGCACACGCUCUCCACAGGGCAACCAGUGCCUGGAUAACAUCUGGGUCAGCCGCUCCUUCAAGAAGAUCUUCUCUGGUCAGUGCACGGUCGUGCGGGAGGGACUGACCAACCCCUGGAUCCCCGAUAACUGGUCGUGGGGCGGCGUGGCGUCGGAUCACUGUCCCGUGGUGGCGGAGUUUUACGCAGACGCGUCCCCGAAAGAGCUGAGCAGACCCGGCACGGCGGCGGUGGACAGGAGAGACAUUAUGCCCAAACAUGAGCGGUGACAGUAGAGACAGUAGUGGUUGAGUGACAUUCACAAUGAGACUCUGUCCUGUCGGGAACCUGCGCUGUCGUGGAGCGUCCUGAUGAAUGUGAACAAGUGCCAAGAUUGCCUUUUAUAGUUUAUCAGUCUAUCACAGUGACUGGUAAAGCCAUGGAAGUGAAGAUGAAAAAUAUAUAGUAUAUUAUAUAUAUAUGUAUAUAUAUA